AAUAUUCAGCGAUGCGUACCGGUCUGUCGGCAAGGUCCGUUUCAGCUCCGGUGGCCGUGGCGUGCGCCGUCUUUCUCGCCUCGUUGCCGCCGUCAUCGCGUGCGGAAGCCAUGACGGCGAAAGAAGCUGACACCGCAGCGCCACCGUCGUACGGCAACCGCACCCUUCUGGGUGGCGUCCCCAUGACGCAACAGCCGGCCAACAGGGCGGCGCUCAUGGCGACCGCCCUACCGGCCACUCUGGGACUGGGAGGCAUCCUGUAUGGGCUGACCGUGCUGCCGGCGCUGCUGGCGCUCUUCGGAAGCGGAGGUGCCUUCCCGCUCACGGGAUUGCUUGGUAGCCUUUUCAGGGAAAAGAGCACGCGCAGAUCUACGUCCAGCGAUGGCGCCAGCGUCAAGAGGGAUUCCAGCAACAUGCUGUCCGUCCUACAAGAGGCGUUGAAGCGCUGGGACGGAGCGUCUGAGACCUGCCGCAGCAUGUUCGUGUGUCAGGUGGCCAAGGAGGCCCUGAACGCCGGAUACCUGCCCGACAUGAGGCCUUUCGACGGCAUAUUCUCCCUGUUCUUGGGGGACUACGGAAAGUCACCAUCCACCAGCAAAGAUGCCAAGGCUCUGUUUCCGCACCAGGCGUUCUUUCACGCGAUGCGGGACGGCUUCCGAGGUUGCAAGGCCAAGUACGACUGCGACUCCCCGCUCCAGCCACCACGAUACCCGCGCACCAGAAAGCCUUGACGCCUGGCG
Rhipicephalus microplus (southern cattle tick) is the source of this 740-nucleotide messenger RNA. RefSeq lists its product as uncharacterized. Lineage: Eukaryota; Metazoa; Arthropoda; Arachnida; Ixodida; Ixodidae. The record is from RefSeq and is a predicted model, not a curated record.